GUCCAACGUUAGUGUCCUCUGCGAGUGGUGUUAAUGCUUAGGAAGUUGGAUUAAUGGCAGGGGACGAGGACCCUUAAGCACUACGUGUCACUCGUCCAUUGGCCAGUACCUCAGCCCUUGGGCCAUGCAACACUUGGACGUAUCCUUUGAAUUGUUUGGAAUCCCCACAAGCUCGAGCAAAGAGAGCUAACACGUGUCUCUCCGCAUUGUUGUUCUUCCCUUCCUCCUCUUCUUCCUUCUCAAAGCUUAAGCCACUUUCCUGAGCCCUACCCACUAUAAAACCCCACGCACUCCCUCUUCCCCUCUCUUGUAGGAGGAGAGAUCUCAACACACAGAAGAGGUGGGAGACACAUGGCCACUGCUUACUACCAUCACAAUGGCCCUCACUGCGACUCUUCUUACUCCCCAUCCCCUCCCUUGCCGCUCCACCUCUGUCUCUUCCUCCUCACCCUCUUCAUCUUCGUGGGCCUCUCGUGGUACAUGGCCUACGAGUCGGUGUUCGAGAGCCUGCUGGAUCAGCUCAAGCUCUUGCUCAUGGCGUCACCGCUGCUGCUCCUCCUGGUCGUCCACUGGUUGUCCAACGACGAGCGGCGGAGGGUGCCCUUCUUCAUCCCCCUGCCCGAGAGGGAGUCCUUCCACCGGGCCGGGGGAUCGCCUUGGGGCGUCGGCCUCCUUGUCGUCCUCCUCAUGUUCAUGAUCUCCUACCAGUCCUACUUCCACGAGCGCUGGUUCCCGCUACUGAGCCGAUGAGGCUGAUGUCGGAAACAUGAACAAGCUGUUUUCUAGCUCUUAUGUACUUGGAUAUGUAUGUCGUUGGAGAUGUAGGCCUUGCAUGCAUAAGAAGGCACUGUUCUUGCCCUCUUGAGGGCUUUCUGUUUUCUCGAAUGCUUGAGGUCGAGGAGGAUCGUCUAAAAACCUUGUUUUUCUGUGUC
Messenger RNA from Musa acuminata AAA Group (dessert banana), 932 nucleotides. RefSeq lists its product as uncharacterized. The transcript has a single exon. The record is from RefSeq and is a predicted model, not a curated record. Bases 352 to 750 code for a protein of 132 amino acids. Lineage: Eukaryota; Viridiplantae; Streptophyta; Magnoliopsida; Zingiberales; Musaceae.